This is a messenger RNA of Homo sapiens (human), 3323 nucleotides long. RefSeq names its product neuropeptides B and W receptor 2 (gene NPBWR2). Lineage: Eukaryota; Metazoa; Chordata; Mammalia; Primates; Hominidae. Gene Ontology annotation, cellular component: plasma membrane; membrane. The record is from RefSeq and is marked reviewed. Bases 294 to 1295 code for a protein of 333 amino acids. Gene Ontology annotation, biological process: G protein-coupled opioid receptor signaling pathway; G protein-coupled receptor signaling pathway. Gene Ontology annotation, molecular function: neuropeptide receptor activity; G protein-coupled receptor activity; G protein-coupled opioid receptor activity. The transcript is spliced from 2 exons.
AGCAUCAGCACUGACACCAGGCUGGGAACCUCGCAGCCGGGGCUGAGGCAGCCAGCAGGGCAGGUCUUGAAACUCCUGAAACCUCAGCUGGAGGUCUGUCAGUGAGGACCACACCUCGCCCUCCAUCCCUGCGACUGCCUGUACUGGCCAAAACCAGGAACACACCAAGGCUACCAACUUCUGGACUCGAAGCACUGGACAGAAUCCAGCCCAAGGAGGCCCCCAACCAGAUACCCAACUCCAAGGCACCUCCCACCUGCCCAGGGCGCAAAUCGUCAACGGUCCCAGCUACAAUGCAGGCCGCUGGGCACCCAGAGCCCCUUGACAGCAGGGGCUCCUUCUCCCUCCCCACGAUGGGUGCCAACGUCUCUCAGGACAAUGGCACUGGCCACAAUGCCACCUUCUCCGAGCCACUGCCGUUCCUCUAUGUGCUCCUGCCCGCCGUGUACUCCGGGAUCUGUGCUGUGGGGCUGACUGGCAACACGGCCGUCAUCCUUGUAAUCCUAAGGGCGCCCAAGAUGAAGACGGUGACCAACGUGUUCAUCCUGAACCUGGCCGUCGCCGACGGGCUCUUCACGCUGGUACUGCCCGUCAACAUCGCGGAGCACCUGCUGCAGUACUGGCCCUUCGGGGAGCUGCUCUGCAAGCUGGUGCUGGCCGUCGACCACUACAACAUCUUCUCCAGCAUCUACUUCCUAGCCGUGAUGAGCGUGGACCGAUACCUGGUGGUGCUGGCCACCGUGAGGUCCCGCCACAUGCCCUGGCGCACCUACCGGGGGGCGAAGGUCGCCAGCCUGUGUGUCUGGCUGGGCGUCACGGUCCUGGUUCUGCCCUUCUUCUCUUUCGCUGGCGUCUACAGCAACGAGCUGCAGGUCCCAAGCUGUGGGCUGAGCUUCCCGUGGCCCGAGCAGGUCUGGUUCAAGGCCAGCCGUGUCUACACGUUGGUCCUGGGCUUCGUGCUGCCCGUGUGCACCAUCUGUGUGCUCUACACAGACCUCCUGCGCAGGCUGCGGGCCGUGCGGCUCCGCUCUGGAGCCAAGGCUCUAGGCAAGGCCAGGCGGAAGGUGACCGUCCUGGUCCUCGUCGUGCUGGCCGUGUGCCUCCUCUGCUGGACGCCCUUCCACCUGGCCUCUGUCGUGGCCCUGACCACGGACCUGCCCCAGACCCCACUGGUCAUCAGUAUGUCCUACGUCAUCACCAGCCUCAGCUACGCCAACUCGUGCCUGAACCCCUUCCUCUACGCCUUUCUAGAUGACAACUUCCGGAAGAACUUCCGCAGCAUAUUGCGGUGCUGAAGGGCCUGGGCACCAUCACCCCCAUCAUCAUGCCCAUCAUCACCCCCCAUCAUCAUCACGCCCAUCAUCAUCAUGCCCACACCCCCAUCAGGCCCACCCCCCCCCACCCCCACCACCACCCCCACCAUCACCCCCACCACCACCCCCAUCAUCACGCCCAUCAUCAUGCCCACCCCCAUCACAUCCACCAUCACGCCCACCCCCAUCACCCCCACCCCCACCAUCACGCCCACCAUCACCCCCACCCCCACCCCCACCCCCAUCAUCACGCCCACCCCCCCCACCACCCCCACCAUCACCCCCAUCAUCACGCCCACCCCCACCCAGUUCCGGCUGUCUCUUUCAGGGGACGCCCGGCCUGUUCACAUCCCAGUGCUGUCCUCUCCACGCAAGGAGACACAGACCCUCACACGCUGGCCACCAGACCUACAGACAGCCGUGGGCAUAUACCUCCCAUGUCUCUGCUUCCUGGACAGCCCCUGGGUGGACAGCAGCAGGGAUCCAGGUCCUGGCAGAGGCCCCCACACAGCAAGCAUCCCGGGCCCACUUACCCACGAGAGACAGACAGAUGGACAAGCCCCUUGGAAGGCUCUGGGACUCAGGAUCCCUAAUGACAGUGGUCGGGAGGGGAGGGAACCUGAACUGUGAUCUUGACCUGGGCCACGUUACAUAGUCUCUCCCCAAGAUGGGGCCGGGGGGUGGUAAGUGCGGGCACCUCAGGCAGCAGCGAUGCUGUGUUGCUGCAAAGGCGGACACCUGCACCGCAUGAGACCCAGAAAUCCACUCUCGUGGCCUGAAGCCCAAGUGGAGUUCCAGCAGGAGGCCCAGCCCCGCCGUGCCCAUGUGCCAUGGCCUGUGCUGCUGUGUUCCCCCUGCUGUGGCCGACGGUCCUUGCCAUGGCCUGUACCCGCCCUGCUGUGUCCGACAGUCCUCUCCAUGGCCUGUGCUCCCCUGUGCCCCCCUGCUGUGUCCGACGGUCCUCUCCAUGGCCUGUGCUCCCCUGUACCCCCCUGCUGUGGCCGACAGUCCUCACCAUGGCCUGUGCUCCCCUGUGCCCCCCUGCUGUGGCCGACAGUCCUCACCAUGGCCUGUGCUCCCCUAUACUCCCCUGCUGUGGCCGACGGUCCUCUCCAUGGCCUGUGCUCCCCUGUACCCCCCUGCUGUGUCUGACGGUCCUCUCCAUGGCCUGUGCUCCCCUAUACUCCCCUGCUGUGGCCGACGGUCCUCUCCAUGGCCUGUGCUCCCCUGCUGUGGCCGACAGUCCUCACCAUGGCCUGUGCUCCCCUGUGCCCCCCUGCUGUGUCUGACGGUCCUCUCCAUGGCCUGUGCUCCCCUGUACCCCCCUGCUGUGGCCGACGGUCCUCGCCAUGGCCUGUACACCCCUGCUGUGGCCGAUGCUCCUCUCAUACUUUACUAGAGGCUACAGGGCCCUUUUGCCAGGACCUCUGGGCCACCACAGCCUAGGGACCAUCCAUCACUUGGACAGGCUGGCACCUGGAACUCUCUCUCCCGGGGUGUGGCCAGGGGCUUGUAAUCAGCCAGCAGGAGCUGCAUGCUGAAACUCUGGUGGGGGCAGGGUGAGGGGUGGUAAUGAAAUGCAGGCAGUUCAGAGACCGCUGACUGUCAGGUGGGAGGGGCCAGGGGUUGGUCCCAGGUGUGCUGUGGCCAGGCCCCGACUCUUGGCCCCAUGGCUCUCAGCUGGUUCCAUGCCUGGCAUUCCAGCCUGGCAGUGAGGUGUGAGUGUUCUGGGUUGGUUUCAGUCCUCAUGACCCAGAGCUCUGAUCAAUCUGUCCAGCCGGCACACAGGACCCACCAUUCACCGCCCCACGAGGUGUCCCAGGGUGUAUGCCCACCUCCACCCAUCCACCAAAUACUCCAGCGUUCCAGCCCACUCGGCUCAGGCCUGCAGCAGUGCCCCUCCUCCGUGCUAGCCAGCCAAACACGCCACGGCCAUCUCCAUCCACUUAUCCUCCCUGACAACAUUGUAUUAGAUAUCUGUUGCUGAAUAACAAAUUUCUCCAAAACUUA